AUGUCCCUUCAGAUUGAGGACUACACAGGGGCUAUUCCAGUCAUAAUUUCCCUUAGCGACACCGAUUGCAGUGUACAAGAGAAACCAGCCCCGCUCAUGUAUGUAUUGCCACGUACUUCUGUUUUGAUGGCGGUACGCACAGAAGUACAAAAUUACUUUUCUGCCUUUACAGUCGCCAAGGCAGACUCCACACCUCUCGUGUGGCUUACGUGUAAGGGUGAACCAGUACCAUGGCAGUACCCUGUAGGGGCCAUCAAAGAUAGUAUUAACGCCUCGGUGAUUGCAGGACUAUGCGAACCAGCUAAAAAAUUUAUUACAACAUCUACAGAUACCAUAAAAGAUACAUUAGCCUCACCAGCUGAAUUGUAUCCAACAGUAUUCGCUUUGCCAUUAACAUUAGAAGCACGCAUUACGUGUUUAGCCACAGAAAAACCAUUUUCUAUACCGUGUCCUGGACAAGAGGAUGCUGCUUCCCGCCGUAACGGAGAACAGGCGGUGUCUGAAUAUCUGAAACAGGUAAUGAAAGGUACCUUUUCUCUUAUGUAUGGUAGUAUAAAGGCAUUAAUGGAUACACGUAGUGAAGUUAUAAAUGAUGUCUUGAGUCUCGCAACUUGUACUUCUACAGGAGAUCCAUUUAUACGGGCAUUGAGAGCUUAUAAUGAUCGUGUGGCUGGAUUACGGCGGGUGACAGGUGAACCACAGAAUAUAGCACUUAUGCUUAAUGUUCCACUUGGUAAGAAUCCUUUGCAUUUUGCACUAUUUCGAGUACCCACUAUGAUAGGAAGUCUAUACGAUGAAAAGACUUCUGUGGGUGAACAAAAUGAAGAGGUUGUACCUUCUGGCAACGAUAAUAAUAAUAAUAAUAAUAAUAAUAAUAAUAGUAGCAUGGAUCUUAAUAAGGAACAUGUAGGUAGUACUAAACCCAAAAUAUCAGUACUUGAAAUGCCUUUUGGAGAAGUAAUUUGGCGAGCACUCCUUGAACCAUAUCUUAUGUGGAGAAAAUUUCAUGGUAGAAAUGAUGAUGGUACUAGUGGUGCUAAUAGUAAUAGUAAUAAUGCUAAUAAUGAUGCUAAUGACAUCUCUGAUGAUUCUGCAUCAACUCUAUUACCGUGCUCUGCACCUAUUCUUCGUGCACUCACUCCCUUUUACAGAGGUUUAGAAGAUAAGUCAUCCUCAAGCAGUACAUUAUAUUCAGGAACUGAAUCCCUUGUGCGUGAGUUUAUAGCGGCUGCUGAUGCCACAGAUGAAGAGAAAAUGAUUCAUGUAGUACUUCCCUCAUUACCCCGUAGGAAACGCCGUUUGUCCUUUAUGCUUCAGGGUUUACAACCACCAUUGCAAACUCCAGUGGGUUAUCUUCUUGAACGCUUUACUUCUGCGGAUGGCCGGUUGUACGUUACACUGGUAACUCUAUGA
Trypanosoma theileri is the source of this 1413-nucleotide messenger RNA. RefSeq lists its product as uncharacterized. The record is from RefSeq and is a predicted model, not a curated record. Gene Ontology annotation, biological process: cellular response to nitrogen starvation; autophagy of mitochondrion; autophagosome assembly. The transcript has a single exon. Lineage: Eukaryota; Euglenozoa; Kinetoplastea; Trypanosomatida; Trypanosomatidae. Bases 1 to 1413 code for a protein of 470 amino acids. Gene Ontology annotation, cellular component: phagophore assembly site membrane; cytoplasm; Atg12-Atg5-Atg16 complex.